Colletotrichum graminicola M1.001 is the source of this 4335-nucleotide messenger RNA. RefSeq lists its product as uncharacterized. NCBI's taxonomy places the organism in Eukaryota, Fungi, Ascomycota, Sordariomycetes, Glomerellales, Glomerellaceae. The transcript has 3 exons. Gene Ontology annotation, molecular function: molecular adaptor activity; protein kinase binding. The record is from RefSeq and is a predicted model, not a curated record. Gene Ontology annotation, cellular component: extrinsic component of membrane; Atg1/ULK1 kinase complex; phagophore assembly site membrane. The coding region runs from base 1 to 4335 and encodes 1444 amino acids. Gene Ontology annotation, biological process: reticulophagy; positive regulation of protein phosphorylation; autophagosome assembly.
AUGGCGACGCAGGUGUUGAUAGCCCAUACGGGCCAGCGCCUGCAAGUGGACACCACGCAGUUCUCAGCGCUCGAUGAUUUCAAGGCCUGGAUCGCAAGGCAGACGUCGAUUCCGGCGCAUCAAACUGUUGCUUUGACUGCCCAAGGACGAAGUGUUAAGCUGCAGACUCUUCACCAGGAAACGGAGAUCUACAUCUACGACAUCCGUUUAUCGCAACCCAACCCUUCUGGUGCCGCCUCUUCUCUCAAGUCCGAACUGCCGCUUCCUAAGCGAUACCCCGUCCCGAACGCCCCCAACUACAUCGGCAACAUCCGCGUAUUGUCCGAAUGGCAAGCUUUGUACAAGGAGCGCCAGGCAUGGGCCCUCGGCAUCGUCCAGGACUCUACCCAGAUGGCAACCGAGAUCCAGCAACGAUACGGCGAGAUGGACGUCAUUAUCAAGUGCUUGGACGCGGCAGUAGCCAAUCUGGAGAUUAGUGUAAAGCAGAUUGAGCCCAAGUACGCCGAGCUAAAGAAGUGGUUGCAGCCCGCGCUGGAGGAGUACGAGCAGCUCGCUGAAAACUGGGAGCACUACCUCACGAUUGCGCGCAGCGUGCCCAUCUCUGCUGCCAUGGUGCGCUUCAUGACAUCGCGGGACCUCAAGAAGAAGCAGACGACUCUGGAAGACCUGAUCGAGCAUGAUACGGCGAAGAAGUCGGGACGGUUGGCCCCGACGUCUUUGAAAAAGUUCAGUACCAAGGCCGCAGAUUUGGACAAGGCUGCGGACAAGAUGUAUGGGGCACUGGAGCAGCUGAUUGGGGACUUUGAUAACCUAGUCGGUCGAUCUGCGUUAUCCCAUAGCGGCGAGGCGGCGCAACUACUCCAGGACCUCGAAGCUGUGGCCAAAAAGAUCGAAACAGACUACCAAAUCGUGCUGGAGUAUUCCGACACGCAGCCCGACGUCUUACAGGCAUCGCGGACGGCGGAGAACCACACGUCGCGACUAAUCCCCAGCUUGAAGAAGCGCGCCGCGGAGAUGGACGAUAUGCUGCACUAUGUCACGCAGGCGCGAAACGCCAUUGCCUCCGAUUGCAUCGAUUUUAUGCGCAACAUCACUGAGAUUACCACGUUACACAGCAGCGUUAAGAAUCAGAUUAGUCUCCUGAAUCAGGCUGAAGACGACAUGACGACAUUCGACUAUUUGCGUCUUAUUCACCAGCUCCCGUACAUGUACGCCUCCUUCGUCUCCGAAGCGGUGCGACGCCGUGAGUGGUCUGAUAAGAUCAAGACGGAUUCGUCGACGCUCGCCAACGAGAUGGCGCUAUUUCAAGACGAGGAGUCGAAGAGGCGGAGAAAAUGGCACAAGAUGGUCGGUAGCAUGUACGGCCCUGACAAGGCUGAAGCCAAUAUCUUAGGUCUUGAGGUCAACUUGCUUGGCGAGGAAGAGACGUGGCCAAACAUGGCCAAGCGAGAUUUGGAAGAAUUCUUGGAGCAUCUCCAAAGACAACAUGCAGAGGUCAACAUCAUUGACGACGUGGCAAAGCUGGUCAACGAGCUGAGCAGCCCCACGAAGCAACAGGCGAAGAGAUUGAAGGCCUUCAAGAAUGGGAGUGUUCAUGAGGCUGCCCUUGGACGAAGCGGCUUGAUGAUCCGCGGUGAUGACGACCUGCUUCGCAGCCUUCAGGAUGACAAGUCGAAACUCAAAAACAAGCUAAGGACGGCGGAGAGCCGGGUGCGAAGGUUGGAAGACUUGCUCCACAGGCAAAGUGCGGCGUCUCGGCCAGGCAUCGGAGGUCUAUUCGGUCACGAAAGAAACGAUUCAUCGAACUCGAUCAAGUCAAAUGCCCCUUUGGAGGAUAACCGUCGUUCGACAGGCAACUCGGAUGCACUAUUACAGCGGAUCCAACAAUUGGAAAAUGAAUUGAACAGUCGUCGAUCAUCCGACAACUCAGAAGCCUUGACCCAGAGAAUACGGCAGCUUGAAGAUGAACUCAAUGACCGCCCGACACCCGGUAAUUCGGAUGCUCAUGCGCAGAGAAUUCAACAGCUUGAAAGUGAACUCAAGGCAGAGAAAGAAAAGUGCGCAGCGUUCGAAAGAGAUCUUGGCGUCCGGGCUACCGCCCACGACGACGUCAAGGGCCGGAUGGAGGAGGCGAACUCGACCAAAAAGGAACUCCUCGAGAAUAUGGAGGCCUUACAGCGGGAAUUUGUCGAAGAGCGAAAGUCACUCGAGAAUGAGAUUAAGGGACUCAAGGCCCGCAUCGAAGACACCGAAGAUGAAAUUGAAAACUUUGGCGAAUCCAGAGAGAACGAGAAGGCCACUUACAUUGAGCGGAUGCAUGACCUGGAGGCGGAGAUCGAAAGGUUGCAAAAGGAACAGAAGGACGAGGCGCUCAAGACCCAAGGCCAGAUUGAAUUCCUGCGCAACGAGGCCCGACUCCAGAGGGAGCAAAACGAGUCUCUCGAAAAACAACUCCAGACGGCGAACGACGAGGCAAAGAGGUUAGCCAAGACUCUGAGUUCCACUCAGGAGACCGUCGAGGUACAGCUGAAGGCACUUCGUGAUGUUCACGAGCAACUGGCUCCAAACGACGACACAACCGAGGAUCUUAACGAUCUCAUUGAUGCGCUUGUAUACCGAGCAACAGAUGUCGCAGCCAAGAUGAGGACUCUGGAGAGUGACAGAUCGAUAAUCAGGACAGGCCUUGAGCAAGCAGAGGAGCAUAUCAAGGCCCUGAAGGCUGAUAUCUCCGAAACAAAGGAAAAGCUGGCCUCCGAGGAGGACUGCUCCAGGCAUCUGAGAGAGAACUUGAACGAGGAGAAGGCCAAGGUGGCUGCUCUCGAGCAAGAGGCUGCCGAGAACCGAGAGCAGUUAGACCAACUCCGCGCCAAGAUUGCCGAUGGCGAAACGGGCUCAGAAAGCCUCCGAAAGAAGCUGGACGAAGAAGAAGAACGGAUCAGCUCCAUCACCGAGGAACUCGCGUCCCGGCAAUCCCAAGUCGGUAGUUUGGAAGAGGAGCUUCGGCUCUACAAGGAAAAGAUGGACAAGUCUCAAGCCAAGCUCACGGCUGUUCUUGGUCACUUCGAGUCUAGAUCUGAGAAGACUAAGGAUCUGACACAGCGUCUCUACUCCCAGAACGACAGACUCUGUCGACUUUUGGAGCGAUUGGGUUUCGCGGUCACCCGCCAAGACUCAACGAUGAUGAUACAGAAGGUCCCGAGGUCUGAGAGAACCACCAUGAGUCAGGUUCACAAUGCCAAUGACCCAUCGGAUCCUGGACAAUCCAUGAUGCGUCGCUCUGGGAUGGUUGCCGGUCGCACUUUGGCCGAUAGCACCGACCUCGCGCUAUUGUACUGGAUGAAUGACGCCGAAGAUCCCGACGCUGAGACGGACAAGUACGAGGCCUUCAUGACACGUCUGGGCAGCUUCGACAUGGACCUAUUUGCCGAGACGGUCUACAGGCGUGUCAAGGACGUCGAACAUCUCGCUCGGAAACUUCAGCGAGAGGCGCGCGCUUACAGGGAGAAGGCACAUACCCUGCAGCGGGACUCGCAUGAGAAGAUUGCCUUCAAGCAUUUCAAGGAAGGGGAUCUCGCUUUAUUCCUCCCCACAAGAAACCAAACAGCUGGUGCCUGGGCUGCGUUCAACGUGGGCUUUCCUCACUACUUUCUGCGAGAGACUGACGCGCAUCGUCUCCGCUCGCGUGAAUGGCUUGUCGCUCGCAUCACUCGCAUACAGGAGCGUGUGGUGGAUCUUUCGAAGAGCCUGCACAAGCAAUUACCAGAUAACGACUCGGUCAAUGGCGAGGAGGACGACAACCCGUUCCAGCUCUCAGACGGCUUGCGAUGGUAUCUGAUCGAUGCACACGAGGAUAAGCCGGGUGCCCCUGCCACACCUGGGUUGGGCAAGUCUACAAUCGCGACAAACAAUGUCGAGGCUAUGGCGGAUAUGCAUACUCAUGCGCAGGCAAGCGGCAAAGACAAGCAGCGGGCAAAUCCUCACAGCAUCGAGGGCGUCAGCAAGGCGCUGAGCAAGAGUCUCGAGAGUCGUCGGAGCAGUUCCAACUCGAAGAAGGCUCUCCCUUUCGCCGUGGGUGGAGGUGCGGCGCUGCUCAAGGGCAAUGCUUUGGGCAGCGAAACCAACUCACUCCGCGCAGCUGCGCCGGAUACUCCGACAGAAACGAGCCCGCCCGAGGACGGGCCGCUUGGGUCAUUGGCUAAUGGGCACGAGCAUUCGGGACAGGCUGGGCAAGCUUCGAGCCCGCCUGCGGAAGAGGGUCACCCCACGCAGGCGGGUGAUGAGAGGUCCAGGUCGCCGGAGGUACGAAACACGAUCGAUUCCCUCGUCGGUCCUUAG